AUGGUCAAAGCUUCAAUCACUCACAACAAACGAGAACUUAAGCGUUUUGCUUUCGCGAAGAAGAAGAAGAGGUUCUCGAAGCACAAAUUGCAUAAAGAUGAAUCUGUAAGAAACGAAGAAUCAAUUAUCGUUCCUCUUCCUUUUCUAGACGACGACGUCGAACCAAAUAGCAUCGCGUUGCCGUUUAAGAGCCAGAGUUUGCAGUCCCUGUACAACGAACGAUCGGCUUUCGUGUUGGUGAAAUAUUACGUAGCUAGUGUGAAAUGCAUCGUCUCGAAAUCUAGUUCGAAAACGGAAUUGAAGAGCUUCAAUCAAGAACUUUACAGUUGGCUGCAGCAAUCCGUGCAACGACACCUUGACGACGACAAAUGGUACCCUGCGUUCGGCGGUGUUCUGAGGGUGAUCUCCACCCUGGAGGAGUCUGGAGUGGGAACCGGUCCCGCGAACUGGAGAAAAAGCGGAGCCUAUCAGAUGAUGCCCAAAAUAGGCGCGCCAUCGGCCGCGGAUCCCGAGGAAGGCGUGCGACCGCUCUACAAAGACGACGAGGCGGGUAUCGCGUUGGGGACGACCGAAUUGAUAUCGAUUGCCACGGUGAGCGCGUUGCUGGUGUGGUUGCUGGUCGGUCUGAGCGUCGUCUGCUACAGAUUCCUCAGGAAACACUCGGACGAAUGUGGUUCCAGCGAGCCGCAGGAUCCUCCGGUUGCUGUUCUGUAUGAAAAUAAGGAAUACUGCGAGGCUGACACAUGCAUGUCCGGAGUGGCACGUAAAGGGUUGCUGGAUAAGUUCAAAGAGUAUUGGAAAGGCAAGUUUGGUAAAUGUCAGGAUCGUUGUGUGGACGAGGAACGUUGUUUAGCAGCAAUCAGUUAUAGUAGCAAAGAUACGGUUGAAGUUAGUAACAGUAGCAGAGGAUAUCAAAAGAAAAGGUUCGCUAAGUCCGUUUUAGCAACUCUAUCAAAUUACCCCAAGGAACGUCCACAUAUUAAAAAUGUCUGUUAUAGCUCCGAUGGCUCGUUAACCACGAACACCGAGAGUCCAGUUAAGUCCAGAUAA
Molecule: messenger RNA, 1050 nt
Organism: Osmia bicornis bicornis
Lineage: Eukaryota; Metazoa; Arthropoda; Insecta; Hymenoptera; Megachilidae
Exons: 9
Coding region: 1-1050 (349 amino acids)
Source: RefSeq, a predicted model, not a curated record